GCGCCUGCGCCGUCUGCGGGGCGGGGGACGCCGGGAUGUACCGGCGGGAGCGCAGCGUGGCCCUGAAGGGCAGCAGCCUGGCGCUCUACAAUAACCUGAGCGUCCUGCCGCUGCCCGCCAAGCGGCUCACCUACUUCGCCAGCGUGCACGGCGCCACCGUCAGCCUGGUCAGCGCCGCGGGGGACGGGACGGGCUGCGCGCACCGCCAGCUGCAGGCCCGCGAGGGCGGCCUCGGGCCCUCCGUCGUCACCCAGGCGGCCUGGUGCGUCCUCCCCUCCCGGGCGCUGCUGGUGCUGGCUUCGUGGAAGGGCAUCCAGAUGUACGAGUCUGACGGGUCUGCCCUGGUGUAUUGGCACGCGCUGGACGGCACCGAGGCCUCGGCAGGGAUGGUGCUGUUUGCUCGUGGGAUUGCAGCGACAGGACAACGCUUUGUUUGUGUGGGGACAUCCUCCGGUUCAGUCCUCGUCUUUGACGUCCCCUCCAAAGGCACCGACAUCAUGUUGAGCGAAGUCCUCGAGCAGCACAGCAGCGCCAUCACUGACAUUGGCGCAGAGCUCUGCGAGCAGCCGGAGGGAGCCGCAGAUCUGGUGACUGCAGACGACUCUGGAGCAUUGUGCGUUUGGCGGUCUGGGGAGACGUUCAGCCUGAUCACCAAAAUCCCAGCUUCUGAGUCCGCCUGCUCCUCUGUGAAGCUGUGGAACGGGGUCAUUGCUGCAGGUUAUGGGAAUGGGGAGAUCCGCUUGUAUGAAGCGGCGCAUGGAACCUUGAGAGCUGGAGUCAGCGCUCACGCACGCUGGAUCUAUGCCCUGGACCUGGCACCGCUCUCUGGGAAGCUGCUAUCUGCCGCCGAGGACUCUUUUGUGCAGGUCUGGGGACUGAGCCACAAUGCAGACACGGAGAGCAUUGAGAUCAAGCAUUGCCAUACAGAGUGUGUGACCGACACCCUGAUUUGUGGUGCCCGCUUCUGCAAUCCUGAAGGCACUGCCUUCGCCAUCACCGGCUUCGAGCUCAGCGAGAUCAUCCGCUACCUCCAGGUGUAGCCCUUCUGGUUGCAGCAGGCUUCUCCUCGGAUUCCCAUGUAUCCAGCGCCUGGGUGUCUUCUUCUGCCCAAUAGCUCAAGGUGCCCCCUCUGCCAGAGAAUCCUGCCAUGGAGGUUGAGCAGGGGAGGCCUGUCCUUGUCUCCCACUGGUCCAGCUCUUCAGCAGGGAGCCUGUGUCACGUGGCUGUGCAGCCAAGGGGAGCUCGGUUGGGUCCUGCAGCAGCACCCUUGCCAGGCUCCCUAAGCUGAGCCCUUGAAGAAAUGCCUGUGCAGCCCAGGAGCUUGGCAGCUUCAGAGAUUCUGGCCAGAAGAGUCCUCCCACCCUGCCCAAGGUUUGUUUAGACUGCAAAUGCUUCCUCGCACACUGGAUUGCUUUUUUAGCAUCUCAGAGCAAGCAGCCACGCUGUCUAUUUUCCUAAAGAAUAAAAUAUAGUUACGAUAGUUAUGU
Candoia aspera is the source of this 1487-nucleotide messenger RNA. It is a transcript of the gene WDR54, whose product is annotated as WD repeat domain 54. The transcript has 10 exons. The record is from RefSeq and is a predicted model, not a curated record. Gene Ontology annotation, molecular function: protein binding. NCBI's taxonomy places the organism in Eukaryota, Metazoa, Chordata, Lepidosauria, Squamata, Candoiidae. The coding region runs from base 36 to 1040 and encodes 334 amino acids.